Meloidogyne enterolobii is the source of this 662-nucleotide messenger RNA. The record is from the annotation of a GenBank genome assembly. NCBI's taxonomy places the organism in Eukaryota, Metazoa, Nematoda, Chromadorea, Rhabditida, Meloidogynidae.
UUUGUUUUUAAAGGUCUUUCAACAAAUAAAAAAAUAUUAAAAAUUAGAAUGGACGGUGAAGAUGAGGCAACUGAACCACAAAUUUUUCCACCAGAAGACGGAGAAGAAGAAAACGAACAUCAACUCAGCUACAAAAAGAUUAAAAAGGAAGCUUUAGCCCCCGUUUUUGGUUCGGAGGGGGCUGUUGGUGCAGAUUUACAUAGUGCUGAGGAAUGUGUUGUUCCGGCUAAAGGUUUAUUUUUUGGAAGUUCAGAAUUUGUUUUGUUGAUUUUAGGCAAGUAUUUGGUGUCGACUGGACUUCAAAUUGCUCUGCCUAAGGGGUACUAUGGAAGAAUCGCUCCAUGUUCUGGACUUGCUUCAAAAAACUUUGUUGAUGUGAGUGCUGGUGUAAUUGAUACGGAUUUUCGUGGAGAACUUAAAGUUUUGCUUUUCAACUUUUCGGAUUCUGAUUUUAAGAUUUCUGUUGGUGAUCGUAUUGCUCAACUUGUUUGCACGUCAUAUAUAAAACCAGCUCUUGUUGAAGUAACCGAUUUUGAUGAAAAUGACGAUGAAGAUAUAGAGAAUAUUGUUUUGUAUGCAUGAAAGCUUGUUGAGAUGUCUUUCAAAGUGGGAAUAGUUGGGAAUAAAUUUGUUAUAAUUAAAUUAUUUUUUGAGCUUAAUUU